AUGUCCACAGGAAAAGUACUAAUCAUCCUCUCCGAUGCCGACAAGUUCGCCAUCCGUAAACAAGACGGCGGCAGCGUCUCCCAAGAAGACACAGGCGUCUUCCUGACCGAACUCGCAACACCCCUCGGUCAGCUUCUUGAUGCCGGCUAUGAAGUCGUCUUCGCCUCACCCGCAGGGAAAUCUCCCAGCGUAGACCCGCUCUCCGAGUCACUCCUCGUCUACUUCGGGAACUGGUGGACAAAGCGAAAGGACCAGGAGCUUAUCAAGCGAAUGGAGAUCGAGAACAACAUCCGCAAUCCUCGCCCAUACGGAUCCAUCUCUGACGAAGAGCUCCAGUCCUCCGCCGGGGUCUUCAUUCCCGGAGGCCACGCACCUAUCACCGACCUCGGCGAAAACCCUGAGCUUGGCCGCAUCCUCCUUCAUUUCCAUAACGAGCACAAGGCCACAGCGAUAAUCUGCCACGGCCCGUACGCGCUACUCUCAACCAAGUACGCGCCCAACUCGCCCGGAUUCGCGUACAGGGGGUACAAGCUUACCUCCUGGUCCGACGCGGAGGAAAAGCUCGUCGAAAUCCUCAAAGGCGGCAAAGUCUCUAACAAGGUGGAGUCUUCCCUUGCGGCCGAGGGCGCCGACAUGAUUAGCACGGCCGGGAAGAAGAUGGGCGGCAUCACUGUCGACCGCGAGGUCGUCUCUGGCGCCAAUCCCAUGGCCGCGACCGCGCUAGGUAACAAGUUUAUCGAGCUGCUCAAGGCGCACUGA
Trametes versicolor FP-101664 SS1 is the source of this 759-nucleotide messenger RNA. Its product is annotated as ThiJ/PfpI family protein. The transcript has 3 exons. The record is from RefSeq and is a predicted model, not a curated record. The coding region runs from base 1 to 759 and encodes 252 amino acids. Lineage: Eukaryota; Fungi; Basidiomycota; Agaricomycetes; Polyporales; Polyporaceae.